AUGGAAGUCUUUGAAGGAACUCCCCAAGUGAAGGAGGCCGUCAGCAUAUCAAAGGGCCCCAGCUGCAUAUGGCUUUGGAGGUCUAUCAUCACCAUCUUCCUGAUCCUCAUUGUCUUCUCAGAAUUGAUGCCUAGUUUGGCCUUUAAGAAACCAGCAAAACCUAGAGAAAAGCCAGGAAAAUGUCCACGCCAAAAUGUAACCUGUGAUUUUCCUGAAAAAAGAGAGUGUCACACGGAUUUCCAGUGCAAGAAAAACAUGAAGUGCUGCUUUUUCACCUGUGGGGAGAAAUGCUUGGACCCAGACGCAGAUAUAUGCAGGCUGUCACCAGAAGUGGGCGAAUGUAAUGACUUUCACUUACGCUGGUUCUACAGCAUAGAGGCACGUACCUGUAAAUAUUUCUUCUACAGCGGAUGCAAAGGGAAUGUCAACAAUUUUCCCAGCAAGAAAAUCUGUGAGCAGACCUGUGGUGGGACAGUCAGGAAAGGAUUUUGUCCACCCUUCCCCUUCAAAGGCAACCGAAACUGUUCCAUGACCUGUCAGGAAGACAUGGACUGCCCUGAGACGUACAAAUGCUGCCAUACUAGUUGUGGCUUGGUGUGUAACCCACCCUGGAAAGUUAAGCCCUGGGACUGCCCACCUCAACCACAUUUUUGCGAUAGACUUAAGGAACCUUUGUGUCAGAAUGAUGAAGAAUGUGGACAGGAUGAAAAGUGCUGUUCUAAUUGUGGCUUGACAUGCAUUAAAAUGAAGUGCCCCCACAUCAAGCUCAAAUGUACCUUCAAAGAGAUGAACUACUGCACCAAAGACAGCCACUGUGAAUACAAUGAGAAAUGUUGCAUGCUCGGCUGUGGGAAGAAGUGCUACAACCCCUCUGAAGGGGCUGUGGGCGAACUUGGCAUCAAGCCUCCAGAUCCACACCUGGGUGGGGGGACUUGGUGUCCUGAGGUGGGAAGCCAGAAAGAGCUGAACACGGUUCAGUCCCCACAGUCCCAGAGCCUGCCUGGAUGA
This is a messenger RNA of Trichosurus vulpecula (common brushtail), 1008 nucleotides long. Its product is annotated as WAP four-disulfide core domain protein 8-like. NCBI's taxonomy places the organism in Eukaryota, Metazoa, Chordata, Mammalia, Diprotodontia, Phalangeridae. Gene Ontology annotation, cellular component: extracellular region. Gene Ontology annotation, molecular function: serine-type endopeptidase inhibitor activity. The coding region runs from base 1 to 1008 and encodes 335 amino acids. The transcript has 8 exons. The record is from RefSeq and is a predicted model, not a curated record.